UAUGUCCCAGUGCUGGUAGUGAUAAAUGAUGUACAAAAUGAGUGAAUGCUGAGAGACACAGCCACACAUAGAAUAGGGAACCUAAGGAGAAUUCCUCGACAGCAAGAGACAACUGAUUUUAUGAAGAGAGCAGUUUUGUUGAAAAUAAUAUGAAUAGAUGGAGAAAUAGUAUUACUGUGCAUUGCUGAGCUAUUUCUUUGACUUCUGUGUUAGAGACAUGUAAGUGCUGAACUCAAUUAGUCUUUCAUCAGAAUCACUCUUAUUUUUACAAUUCAGAAAGUGUGGUAGGCUGUACAUAAAUGUGAAAUACAGUUUUUAGUAUGAGAACAAAGCUUCAUGAAAUUGCACAUACACACACACUAAAAAUAAAAUAAAAUAAAAAAUAAAAAUAAAAAAAAAAAAAAACAAACAAAAAAAAACCAAACAAACAAAAAAAAACAACUCUGCAAAUAUGGCACCUGCUGGGCCAAUAGUCCUUCUCCAAGGAUUCAUGGUGUCUGCAGACAGAUUUCUAUUCAAUUGUCUUCCUUUUAUCUCCCCUUCAUUCUUUUCUAAUUAUCAUCAGUCCACCUCUUCUUUUUAUUCUCUACAGCACUAACUGACACCCAUCAACAGCAAGUUGAGGUCACUAAGGCAAGUGCCUGUGUCCUGCUAGAACUGAUCAUUGAUCUGUGAGUAUGACACCCAUAUGACAGAGCAAGGUCACUCAACUUUUUUCCCUCAAUUUUUCAGUUUUAUACAGGUAGCUACCACUUCAAGGUUCUUCUUCACAGCCUGUCACGUUGUUUCUUAUUAUACUGCCGCAUGAAAAAUAGGGAGUACUUCAACCUUUAUGAGAUAUUAUCUCCUAAGUAUUGCUCUGCUAACAGUUCAGAAACACACUCUUCACUACAAAAUGUCACUGAGGUACCUUAUUUUAAAAAUACGAUUUUGUCUAGUAACAAGUGCUACUAUGGGAAAAAAACUGCAAAGAAAGAAAGAAGCCAACUCAUUAGGAAUAACCUAUUAAAUCUUAAUGAAAAUAUGUUCUAAAGGAGUCAUAUAUCUGCAAGGAUGACAUAAAUAAUAAUCCAAUGUGAAACAAAAAUUCACUCAAAUACCUAUGAUAGCAACUUUUGUUGAUGUAAAGCACUUUAGGAUAUUGCAUAAGUGCCACUAAGCUAUGCAUCUUUGAGUAAAAAAAGCAUUUGGAAGUUGUUCAAGGUCUUUUAUUUAAAAUGGAUAAAUCUGCAUAUUAAAAAUAAGUUUUAUACUCUGGCAUCAGCACGCCACUCUCUAAUAUUUAAUGUAAAAAUACAUGUAUUUACGUGAAUAUGUAAAACAAACUACCCAUCUUGUUCUUUUGAUUGAUUGACUUGACAUAUUUAUUUAAUUCUAUAGAGGAGUGAAUGGCACAUUCAUUGACACAUUCCUAAAGAUGUAAUUUCUAUCUAUCUGACCAGGGUCUGAAGCAGCCUCAGGAGUGUUUUUAAAUUAAUACUAAUUCAGAAGUGAAAUACCUUCUCUGAAGGGAGAAAAACGAUUGUUCUAUUUCACUGAUUUUCAAAAACAAAGAUUGAAUGGAAACAUAAAAGUUGAGGUCAGCCCUUGAUAGACUGUCUUCAUGAUCUAGAAAGGACAGAAAACAUUAUGGUUUUACACAUCUUAUAAUCAACUUACAACAGGGCCAGAGUUUCAAAUGAGAUUCAACUGCUGUAGACACUAGUGCAAAUCAGCAUCACUGUCCUUACUAGAUUUGAUGAUAGGCUAUCUGAUGUUGAUGAGAAUUUAAAAAGGAACAAGAACAGGAAUGAGAAAAAACACAUUCUGAGGUCAGUGACAUAAGAAGGUUUAAAAGAUUUCAGAGAAGUAUAGAGAUUUUUUUUUAAAAAAAGGGUGCUUCUUUCCACAUUUCAUUCAAUGGGUUUAAAAACUACUGAAGACUGAAAAUGUCUUCAUCCAUGCAGUAUAAAUCAAUCUCUAAUUGAUGGAUAAUAGAAGGAUUGGCUAAGGACAAUUAUUACAUUGUUGAAAACUGACUUAUGAAACAAAUUGUUCUGGCAAACUUCUGAUAUUAAAAGGCAUGAUGUUAAGAUGACUUCAUAACCCAGAACCAUGGAAUCAGGAAAUAAAACCAGAAUGGACUUUAAGGCAUCAUGAGAUUAUUCCUUUAUCCAAAGGCAGAGUCAGCUGAACUUAAAACACUGCUGACAGAUAUUUGCACAGUCUGGUCUAAAAGCCAGAUGUUAUUACACAACUCUCCUCCUGCAUCUAGACCUCCAUCACCCUCAACCUUUUCCUUGCUACAUCACAUUGUAAACUCCUACAUAAAUCACCCCUAUCUCAAUGCCUAUUAUUUUAUAACCAGGACAUAACACCUAUUUUUCACUGUUAGAUUUUUUUCCCCUGAUGAUUAUCUGCAUGCUUUCUUGCUUAGAAUGACAUUCAUUACUUUUUUGUCCUACUUAUGAUGAUCAUGGUUAAUGCUUUACCGUUUCCUUCAUUUUUUUUCUCUUUCUUACUCCUAUUUUCUUAGUAGAUUUCAGUAUAUCAUAAAAAAAGCAAUAUACUUUAAUAUACUGCCCUACCAUGAUUAAGCUGUUCUUUUUUAGACACCACAAUAACUGGGUAGGUCUUUCAAAAUAUUCUGCAUGAUGAGCUUUUUCUCAGUUCUGUGGAACAAUUCUCCUACCCAUAAGAUGACCUUAUUGCCCAAGUGGUUCAACAACAUUCAGAUGUAAUGUUCUUUAUCUAUCUCUAUCCAUUUGCUUGAAAUGUUAUCCUCAUUGUGAUAUUUUAAUUUCCUUUAAAACAGCUUGCUUAUUCUAUACAUUCUAGAGUCUCAAUCCAAUAUUUGCUCUCAAUCACCUUUUGCCACACUGCCAAAUUCUAUCCAAAUCAUUGUACUGCUUAUCCCUAGGAUUGUGUGAAUGACCAAACUUAAUACUGAUAUUAUUUAGUUGUGUGAAGCUCCCAGUACAGAGAAAUGCAUCUUUUCUUUGUAUGUAAAAUUGUUAAACUGUAACCAAAGCAAAGUAACAGAAAUAAACAGGAUAUGAUAAACUACAGAUAGAAAGGUUCAGGCCUCCGAAUGUGUGCAGUUAUAAGAAAGCAAAUAUAGCUAAGUGUCCAGGUUUCUCAGCCUUUCCUUUAGAGAAAAAGUUAUAGGUGGAAAAAAAAAAAAAAGAAAACAUAGAUACCUAUAGCACAUAGGAACAGUAUGUACACAUAAAGACCUUCCUAUGUCUGUUUCUGGGGCAUAUCAUGAGCAGUUUAGUUUCUGAUAGUACUGUCUCCAGAUGAUGAUAUAUCCAGGAAUGUCAGCACAGAUUUAUAAUUUGCCAUAUUUCUCUCUAAAUUUGUCAAUCUGUUUCAGUAUCACUGUGGAUGUACUGCACACCUUCCAUCCCCACAACAGCGCUUGCAUUCCCUGCCAAAGACACAAGCACUUUAACGCAACAGCAAUGACCACUGUAGCUGACUGACAAAGCUUACAAAAUUAUUACAAAUGAUGUGGACAUUUCUACUUAAGAGAAAUUAUGGGUUUGCAAAAUCUGAAAUGCUUUGAAGAAAGAUAUCGAUGUUUAUUGUCAUUGGAAGAUUACUAAAGGCCAGAGCCUACAUUUCCUCUCCAAAGAGGCUUCCUCUAUCAUUUGCUGAGUUUCAGACUAAGGACCCUUCGGAUCAUAAUUUGCAGUCUGAAGAUAGGGCAUAUUGGGCAUAUUUUACUUCUAUUGAUGUAAGUCCUGUCUUCUCCUGUCCUUCUUUGAAAUAUCAGUGUAUCACCAUUUCCUACAGUGUAUAAAACAGAACUAGAAAAAGAAUGGGAAAAAGAAGUCAGAAAUAUAUGAAGACACAGAGAAGCUACUCGGUAGACAAUAAAAAAGAGCAUUCUAGCAACCUUGGAAAGUGUUAUAGUAAAUGACAUGUGAAAUAAUAAUCAGAAAUUACUGUGUGUAUGAUAAGCAUCAGGAAGGAAAAUAAGAGAUAAAACCCCCAUCCUAGAACCGUACUUAUGUCAGAAACCAGAUAAAUAAUAAUAGAAAAAUAUUCAUUGAGGUCUAAGGAACUGGUAAGAGUGGUAAGGUAUUAGAUGCAUGCUUGGCUAGAUUGCCUUAGAAGUAAUUAAAAAUACCUUAGCAAGAAAAAAACUUCAUACAACUACAUCAAAGAAUAGGAAUAAUAUUUUGGAUUGCACAUACAUGUCUAUUCACUAAUAAGAGAUGAUAUGGUAACUACUAGCACACGUAGCUUUUGUACCAUGUUAAACAGAACUAUUAAUUGUUUUGGGAUGUUGGUUCUAAAGUCACUAUUCACAGCAGUAAUACAACUAAUCACAACACCUCAUCAGUUUUUCCUCUGUAAGCACAAAAUAAAAUUGCUAAAGCCUGAAGUUAAUUAUUUAUCUCAGGUGAUGGUGAUAGUGGUAGCAUCAACAGUUACAGGAAAGGAAAUAAAACCUUCUAUUGUCUUAAUCAUUUUGUGGCUAAACACACAGCAAUGCGUCCUGCUGCCUUGUGCCACUCCCCCCUGGACCUGGGGAAUUAAAACUGUCACACCAGUGCCAGUGGAUUGCGGGAGAGACCUGCCCCUUCCCCGCCUCCCUCUGCGCUUUCCCCCGUCCCGUCCCGUCCCGUCCCGUCCCGUCCCGUCCCGUCCCGUCCCGUCCCGUCCCGUCCCGUCCCGUCCCGUCCCGUCCCGUCCCGCGGGGCCGUGGCAGUGCUCUGCUCCGACGUCCACCUGCACGCCAAUCUCAUCUUGCAGGAGGAGCAACCCGGGAGGCAGGCAGACCCCCCCCUGGAGCAGCAGGAGGAGGGACCAGAAGACAUCCCCUCACCUUGAGGAGUCAAGAGCUUGCUGAUGGAUGCCUCUCUGUUGAUUUGGAAGCAGGGAGCCACGCAGGAACAUAUGGGGCAGGAAGGAUUAACUUUUUCUUUUUAUCCAACAGUCCUGCUUUAGUUCCUUUAGUUCUGUGUUGGCAAUUUAAGAGACUUUCAAUUAUCCUCAUCAGAGUGUUCACCGGUGCAGCUUCAAUGAGUAAAAUAACUGGGUGUAAGUGUGUUUUUUUUCUGAUGGAUGUUGUGGUUAAGAGGACAUGACAGUGAGCUGCAAGAGUCAUUAUCUACCAAUUUUGCUGGUUUAUUUUAGUAAGCAAUUUAUAGGUUUUCCAGAAUGUCUUUUACAUUUUCCGCUCAUUAAUUGAGUCCCAUUUAUAUUAUUUCUUUUGCAUUAAAAGAUGUAUUGCACUAUUUAAAGUCUUAAUUUAGCCCAUAUGUCAAAACUAUAUCUAGAUGAGCCACUUACAGCACUUUUGUAUGAAUCGCAGCAUGUAAGUCUUUUACCUCCUGUCUUUUUUAUCCUCGCAGAUUCAGUUUCUUUAUUAGAAGGUAGGAAAGGAACAAAAAAAGUAUAAGUAUAAUAAACAGCAAUAUUAAAACACAAAUUUGGGACUACCAUGUCAAGUUCAAGCUGCAGAAGAUAUUUUAAAAGCCUAGAAAAAAUGGUGCAAAACCUUGCACAAAGUUGCAAAAGAGCAUCUUAACCAGUCCUUGUGCCCAAGCAGAGUUCCUCAGCCACCCCACAGUACCCCUGGAAAAUAAAAAGAUGUUUCCAGACAAUUAAGAUGACAACCAGACUUACAGAACGAAAAUGUGAAAACCCCAUUGUUUUGAGGCUAUUUUCUAAGCACUCUAAAGAGGAAUGAGCAUUUGGAUUUAUAUGUAGUGAGGUUGGAAGUAGUUCUUAGAUAUUGUAUUAAGAUGCUCAACAGACUGAACACUAUACAAGAAAAGCCCUGUGACAUGAAGAGAUUAACCUUAGCCUUGAAAAGAAACAGCACCAUCUUUCAUUCUCCUACCUUAUCAGAGAAAGAUAUUCCUCUGAAGCAUUUCAGAGAAUUUGAUCAGCUUGGAAUUUUUCAACUUUGAAACAGCUCAGACUUCAACCAUUUCCUCAAGAAUAGAAUUGCUGAAGCUAUAGAAUGACUGCAGAAAAUGAAAAUAAUUUUUCAUCAGAUUGAGUCCUAAGAUGAAAACUGAUUGAAAGGAGGGUUCAUCAUGAAUUGCUCUGUAUUACUAUCACUUAUGUUGAUUCUGGUUCAACUUUGGCUUUGCUCUCCGCACAUGCAGAACCACAGCACUCAAAACACAGAUCGGACUUUCACAGCAGUUCGAAGAGUGAAACGUGGCUGGGUAUGGGAACCACUAUUUGCAACUGAGGAACAGACUUCGAUGGUGCCUGUAUAUAUUGGACAGCUGAAAUCAGAUUUAGACAAGCAGGAUGGCAACCUGAAAUAUCUUUUGACAGGGGAGGGAGCUGGAAGCAUUUUUAUCAUUGAUGAAAAUAAUGGCAAAAUUUACGUGACACAAAAGCUGGAUCGAGAAAAGAAAGCCUUCUACACACUAAGAGCACAAGCAAUCAAGAGGAGCACUCAGCUUCCUGUUGAACCUGAAUCAGAAUUUGUUAUCAAGGUUCGAGAUGUCAAUGAUCAUGAACCACAAUUCUUGGAUGGACCUUAUGUGGCCACUGUUCCAGAGAUGUCACCUGAAGGUACUUCGGUUACACAGGUAACAGCAACAGAUGGUGAUGACCCUUCUUAUGGCAAUAGUGCCCGUCUGCUUUACAGUCUCAUUCAGGGACAGCCUUAUUUCUCUGUGGAGCCAAAGACAGGGGUCAUCAGAAUGGCUUCCCAAAUGGAUAGAGAAACAAAAGAUCAAUAUUUGGUUAUCAUCCAAGCCAAAGAUAUGGUUGGACAAACAGGUGCAUUUUCAGCAACAACCACUGUCACCAUCAACCUCUCUGACAUCAAUGACAAUCCACCUAAAUUUCAACAGCGACUCUACUAUAUGAACGUCUCUGAAGAGGCUCCUGUGGGAACUACUAUAGGCAAAGUCUUUGCAGAAGACAGUGACAUAGGGGAGAAUGCAGCCAUGAAUUAUUUCAUUGAAGGAGAUAGCUCAGAUAUUUUUGACAUCAUUACUGACAACAAGACUCAAGAAGGAAUUAUCCUAUUAAAAAAGAGAGUGGAUUAUGAGAUCAAGAGAAGAUACAGUAUUGAAGCAAAAGUUGUAAACAGGUACAUUGAUGAACGUUUUCUGGAAGAAGGACCAUUUGAAGACAAAACAAUUGUCAAAAUCAAUGUGGAAGAUGCUGAUGAACCUCCAGUUUUCACCUUGGAGAACUAUGUGAUGGAGAUUGCUGAAGGGGCUAUGGGAGGAUCACUGGUGGGUGUUGUAACUGCUAGAGAUCCAGACGAUGAUGACUGCCCAGUCAGGUACUCUAUUGUCCAUGACAUGCAUUUAAAGAGAUUGUUCAGCAUCAAUGAACACAAUGGAACAAUCAUUACAACUAAACCUCUGGACCGAGAGAUAGCUUCUUGGCACAACAUAACUGUUACAGCCACAGAAACAAAAAAUCCUGAAAAAAUUUCAGAAGCAAAUGUGUAUAUCCAAGUUCUUGAUGUUAAUGAUCAUGCUCCAGAAUUCCCCAAAUAUUAUGAAACAUUUGUUUGUGAAAAUGCAGUUUCUGGACAGCUAAUUCAAAGCAUCAGUGCAGUGGAUCAAGAUGACCCAGCAGAAGGUCACCAUUUUUACUUCUCAUUGGCUCAAGAGGCCACAAACAACUCACAUUUUUUUGUCAAAGAUAAUCAAGAUAACACAGCUGGAAUUUUCACAGCAAAAAGUGGCUUCAGGAGGCAAGAGCAGUUUUCUUUCUACUUGCCAAUCUUAAUUCUGGAUAAUGGAACCCCACCGCUGACAAGCACAAAUACUCUCACCAUCACUGUCUGUGACUGUGAUAUCGAAGUUAACACCUUCUACUGUCGAUAUGGAGCUUUCAUGUAUUCCAUGGGUCUUAGCACAGAAGCUUUAGUUGCUAUUUUGGCUUGCAUACUAAUACUCCUAGUGUUCUUUUUGGCAAUUGUAGCCAUAAGGCAGCAGAGGAAGAAGUCUCCCUUCUCAGAGAAAAUGGAAGAAUUCAGAGAGAACAUUGUCAGGUAUGACGAUGAAGGAGGUGGUGAGGAGGACACAGAAGCCUUUGAUAUUUCAGCACUGAGGACCCGUACUGUCAUGCGAACACAUAGACCUCGGAAGAAGGUCACCACAGAAAUCCACAGCCUCUACAGACAGUCUCUGCAGGUUGGCCCUGACAGUGCGAUCUUCAGGCAAUUCAUUUCAGAAAAGCUCGAAGAAGCCAAUACAGAUCCCAGUGCUCCUCCAUAUGACUCACUUCAGACCUAUGCGUUUGAGGGGACUGGCUCUUUGGCAGGAUCCCUCAGCUCUUUAGGUUCAAACUUGUCAGAUGUUGAUCAGAGCUAUGAAUACCUUACAGACUGGGGACCUCACUUUAAACAGCUUGCAGACAUGUACACUUCCCAUAGCACUGUGGAGGAUUAGUUACUCUUUGGUUUCUUGUUUUAUUUUCCUAAAUCUCAGCAACCAAAAUUAACUGGAUUUUUAAAAGGAGAUCAUCCCACAUUUAAGCACGAAUAAUAAAAGCCCAAUGUUGUUCGUUUGGUGUUUUUUUCUGGAAAGUCCUGGAUUUAGAGAUCUUUUGAAAAAUCACUCCAGUUGUGUCAUGAGGUCAGGGGAUGGAAACUCCCAUUUGAAAAAUCUCAUGGUUGUUUAGGAGCCUGAAUGCAAACUGUGUGUCUUUGGAUAUCUAGACCUCCUUCUGGAUACUGAAAACCUGAGUUCUGCAAGUACAAAAUGAGGAGUAGAAGCCAUAAAUUGAUAUUGUAAAUAUUCUGUCAUCCAUAUGCUUUAAACUGUUUCCAAAGUUAAGACAGACUUUUGCUGUUGCAGUUGAAUAUAUCCAUUAACCAAAGUUAAACAUGAAUAUUUGUAUAAUGCUUCAUUAUAUAAAUAUACUUGUGUGAAAAAGUAGAACCUAGAUAUUCUAAUACAAUUGUCAGAAGCACUCACAUAAUCAUCCAUUUAUUGUUCUUAGGAUAAUAAAACUAAAGAAAAUGUCUUUCCCUAUCAGUGUAAAAAUAAAGACUUAUUGCAGCAUCAGAGGGUAUUUGCUGCCAUUUAUUUUUUAAUGGAAAAUGUAUAAACCAAUACUUAAUUUAGCAAAUAAGGUAGAAAAAAAUAAAUCAGUUCAAGUUAGAAUCAAUAUUCAAAGUAAAUACUGCAAUCAACAACAUUAUAUAUUACCGUACUUAGAAUAAAAUGCUAUCCAAAUACAGGCAUUUUUCCUCUUAUUAAGAGUUUAAAGGAUGACUGAUAUACCAGCGCAGUUUUAUUUUUUUAUAUUGGAAUAUAAAAUAAUCUGCAGUAGUCAUUUUUAUUGUAAUAAUAUUAAGAAUCUUUAAAAUGCUAAACUGAUGGUUAUAAAACUUUAUGUAUAACAUUAGAUAAUAAGAUAAUAAAAUGCUUUAAUGUUAAUCCACUUCUGAAAAUGAUCCUGAAUCAUUAGGCAACACUCAAGUCAGACUUCAAAAUUAAUUUCCCACUGUAUUUUUUCCAAACAUUCCAUAAUGAAUAUAAAGCUGUCUCAGAAUAUUUCUUUACUCUUAUUUAUACCACUACCCAGAGCAAUUUUGAGUCUGAGGGCCAUCACAUAUGUUCAAAAUGGCCUGUCUGGAAAAAGUAACCUGCCUGUUUUUUAUUCACCUCUCUUCCAUCAGGUACUUAUUUUACAGAAAUUACAUCAUGUAAUCUAUGGAUACAUUUCCACAGCUAGAAACUGGCAUCAGGAUAAAGAAAAUUAUGCAGCAUUUCUUAAUUUUUCCUUUUUUUUUUUUUUUAAUAAGAUUUUAGUUAAGUGCUACUGAAUUACAGAGAGCCAGGCAAAACUUAUGCAAAGGGAAAAAAAAAAAAAAAAACAUAAACAAAAAUACAACCAAAAAAAAACCCCACAAACCAAAAAAAAGCAUGUAACAUAAAAGCUCUGUGAUAUUUGCUAAAAUUGCUGAAGAGAACCAAGGCGUGUAAGCUUAGUGGAAAGGUGCCAGUGCAGAGUUUAAAUUCCUGUCAGCUAAAAAUAAAACAUGUGGAAGAGUUUGAAAACUAGGAGAGAUUUCCAAUGUGAGGUCUGGUAAGGGCAGAAACAUUAUUCAUGAUAUUCAUAGCUGGAAAAACACAGGAAAGAGGGUCAUCUGACCAGGUGCAGAUGAAGCAGCAUCUGCUUCAUAUGGAAAACCAGGUUCUUGCCAGUCUCAUGCUAGGAAGCCAGUAUGCAGCUACAAAACAGCUUUAAAAGAUGUAUGAGGAAAAAUAUUGUACUAAUGACUCCAACAUGUGUUCAGUGGCUCUCAAACAGAUGUGACAAAAUGACAUUUAUUUGAGAUAAUGUGGUACAUAUUAGUAACUUGCUCCAUGGAAAGGGAUAGAGAAAGAAAGAACAACUAUACAUGCGCUGUUUGUUGGUGAUGGUGAAAAGCACAUUUUUAAGAUUAGGUCUAUAAACUUUUUGCAGGUUAUACCCUAAACAAAUCCUUAUUCCACAGAUUGUUCCGGUGGCAUUAAGAGAAUUCCUCGUGCUUUCAGGUUGUAUUUAGUACAAAAAGGAUAAGUGUGUCUGAUCCUCUCUCAAUCCAGAGAUUCUAUCCAUUUAUGUGGGGAAACAGACUUGAAUGCUCAACCAAAUUUGCACCUGUAAUAUAAUUUCCUCAUUUUACUGUAAGGAAUUUUAACAAUAAAUAAUUUUUGUAACCAGUGCAUAGCACUCUGUAAUUUUUUGUAAGCCGUGUAUGCCACUGUCAGUAACUUCUAUAUGAAAGAGAAUAAUGGCCUACAAUGGACCUUAAAUGAUCUUUAGUUUUAAAGAUGUGAGACUGUUUGCACAGCAGAGGAAAGGAGUGUUUUGCUCUGAAGUAAGAAGUUAUUCCUAGCUGUUAGUGGGCCACACCUUAUUAGGUUCCUGGUAUUCAAUCUAAGUCAAACCUACCAAUUUAUUUCCACAUGUGAGAAAAGAAUCACUGAACUGACCUAGUAACUUCACGAUUCUUUUAAUAUACUGUACUUAAUUUAGCUGAACCUUCAAAAACUUUUUGAAGUGUCUGCUUAUUUGAAGGGGGUAAACAUUCUGAGGAAGCUGAAACUAAAUAUAUAACAGAUAUUACAAUAAUUAAUGGUAUGACAUUAAUAAAGGAUAAGUUAUAAACCAGAGUUCCUGAUAAUGAGGUCUAUUAAACUGUGGAAUGGUUUUCCCGAGAAUCCUCUGUCACCUUUACCUUUUAAAAUUUGUUAGUAGCUAAAAUUAGUUAUACUAUUGGCUGAAGUGAAGAAUGCAGGUAUGGUACCAGAUGGUAAACAUAUAUUCAGCUGUUCAUGACAUGCCUGACAGAAUAUAAGGAAGACUCAUUGACUGGUCAAAGGAAGUAUGAUUAUAAGCAUUGCUUUUCUGUAUGAAAAAUUUGAAGAGAGGUUCCUGUAUACUUCUCUUUCUGUAACAUGGUAAUGAGAUAGGUUAAGAACUGGUGAAAUAUCUGACAAAAGGCUGACUUCCUGUGUCAGUCCUUGCUCAUCAGGAUUCAGACUGUUGUGUUAUUGGUUUUAUUAUUUAAAAGACGAGGAAAUGAAAACUAUGCAUAUAUUAAUAAAUGCUUAACAUUCAGAUGUUUGAAGUUAAAAAAAAACCCCAAAAUUACUUGAUAGCACAUUGCAGUUUCAGACUCGUGACUGGAAAAGGGUAUUUUAUUUAUUGGUUCACUCAAAAGAAAAUGUUUUCGUUUCAUUCUUAUUUUCUAUAUCACUGUGUAUGGUUUUUUAAUAUCAUAACACUGAGAAGCAAUCCUGCUUGCCAUGGAAGAUAAUCUUAGUCUUUAAUUCACAUAGUUUUCCUCCCGCAUUUUCUCACAGAUACUGUCAUUACACUCCUAGCUUUGGUUUCAAAAUUUGCAUUGGACAUGGGGUUGUUUUAACACUCAUUCUUAACUGUAUGGGGUAACCCUGUCAGAUGGGAAUAAAAUAUUUUUGAAAAGACA
Messenger RNA from Tyto alba (common barn owl), 11908 nucleotides. RefSeq names its product cadherin 19 (gene CDH19). The transcript is spliced from 19 exons. Gene Ontology annotation, cellular component: adherens junction; catenin complex; plasma membrane. Gene Ontology annotation, molecular function: cadherin binding; calcium ion binding. The coding region runs from base 6036 to 8372 and encodes 778 amino acids. NCBI's taxonomy places the organism in Eukaryota, Metazoa, Chordata, Aves, Strigiformes, Tytonidae. The record is from RefSeq and is a predicted model, not a curated record. Gene Ontology annotation, biological process: cell-cell junction assembly; adherens junction organization; homophilic cell-cell adhesion.